Molecule: messenger RNA, 520 nt
Organism: Phanerochaete carnosa HHB-10118-sp
Lineage: Eukaryota; Fungi; Basidiomycota; Agaricomycetes; Polyporales; Phanerochaetaceae
Exons: 1
Coding region: 48-356 (102 amino acids)
Source: RefSeq, a predicted model, not a curated record
UCUGCUAACACGGCUGUUAGGCGCUGCCGGGUUUUGCUCGUCCUGCAAUGUCUUCGACUCGGUGCCAAGCUCGUCUCGCUGGUUCACUACAUAGCUUCUCAUCUAUUCAGCAGUAUCGCUACACUUCUCGUUCUUCCGGAUUGGCAUCUCCUCUUUACACAAACAUAUCCGUCAUGGCCCGUGCGCAGCGCCGACGGCUGCCCGCACGGCCCUCAUCGUCAUCUCCUCCACCCCCUCGCUCGCCAGUGCCAUCAUAUGCUGGGCGCAUGAUCACUCUCUGCCGGGGCAUUUUCCCUGCAUUGUCAGCAUGUGCCGACGUCAAGAGCACUCUGAUUCGCGGGCUACAUCGCCUGUGAUCAAGGCUGCCGUGUCUGGAGUGUGCCGCGCUGGGGACUGUCCUAGAUCAGCUCUCAUCCUUUUCUACCGCGCACACCCGAGAUGCUAACCUAUAUAUCGUUCCUCAGAACCGACUUUUUUUUCCGCUUGUUUAUAGGGGCCUGAUUCUCAGAACCGACUAAGU